GCAAGAGAAACAGGAACCCCAAAAAAAUAAAAAUCUUUUCAACUGAAGAGCUCGUAAGCCUCUUUCACUCUGACAUUUUAUCGUGUUCUCCUUCGGUACGGGUUACAGAAAAACUCCCACCAGCAUGGGGUGCUUCUUCUCUAAGAAAUCCAAAAGGAAGUCCGCGGGAAAAGAUGAACGUACACCGACAACAACGACCGUUGAAACUACGACGGUGACAAACAGCUCAGUUCCCCUUGGCAACAACAGCGAGGAGCCUCCGAAGCAGUACAGCUGGGACAAGAGAGAGAAGGUUGACCCCAAAGACUACAUGCUGUCGGGGCUGAAGGACGUGACGGUGGGACGACUGCCGGGCAAACUGAACGGCCAGCAGUUUGUGAUCCAGGACUGCGAGAACUGCAACAUCUACGUGUUCGACCACGCGGCCACCAUCACCAUCGACGACUGCGUGAACUGCCGCAUCGUAUUGGGCCCCAUCAAGGGCAGCGUGUUCUUCAGGGACUGCAAGGACAUCAAGUGCGUGGUGGCCUGCCAGCAGUUCCGCACGCGGGAUUGUAAAAAGAUGGAGGUGUUCCUGUGCUGCGCCACACAGCCCAUCAUCGAGUCGUCCACGGGGAUGAAGUUCGGCUGCUUCCAGUACUUCUACCCCGAGCUCGCCUUCCACUUCAAGGACUCCGGCCUCAGCAUCUUCAACAACAACUGGAGCAACAUCCACGACUUCACGCCCGUCUCCGGGGAGAACAACUGGAGCCUGCUGCCGGAGGCGUCCAAGGUCCUGGAUUUUGUGCCCAUCCCGGACCCAGAGUCUGAAUUCAAGUCGGUUCGGAUCUCCGGCGACCCUGAACGCAGCAUCGUGCCUCUGACAAAGGGAGGCCGGCGUAAGGACAGCGAUGAAUCCUGCCUCUUUGUCUUCUUCGCCGGGGAAUACACCACCGCCAACGCCCGCAAGCUCAUCGACGAGCUGACGGCUAAAGGCUUCGUGCUGGUCCAGACCAAGGAGGUGUCAAUGAGACCUGAGGACGUGAAGAGGGUUUUCCAGAACAGCGCCGACGAGCUGGUGGACUGGAUCACCAAAGGUCCUGUCGUCGCCCUGGAGCUGAACGGAGGCGGCGUGGUGGACGCCUGCAAGAACAUCGCUAACGAAGUGUUCCCCGGCACCAAGGUUUUCGUCUCUGAAAAUAAAAACACGUCCUCCAGAGACGUCGACAACUUCUUCAACUUCGCUGACAUGCAGAUGGGAUUGUGAGGAAGCGGAGCGCCCUGCAGCUCGGGUCCGGUUUGAGUGGAUUCGUCCUGGAAAACGAGAUAGAUUUUAAGGAUAUAUAGCGAUGCAGUUCAUCCAACAGUGAGUCUGCAGACCCUCGGCUGUGAAUAUUUAUAUGAAUGUGGCUUCGAUGGAUUGUGAAUGUAGAGCUUUGCUGUAAAUGUUUAAUUUAAGGUAGAAAAACCAUGAGCCCACGAACGCAGAGGGAAGAUAUUUUAUAUAAAUAAAGCAUAUUUUUAUUUAGGAUGUAUUUGUGUGUUAGAUAAUGGACGUGUUGUAAAUGUAUAUCUGAGACGUGCUGUGUAGACGUUCUCACCUACGGACUUCUGUUAGGCCAAAGUGUAAUCGUGAAAACGUUUGCUGGGUUUUAUUUCUGAUGUAGGCAUGUGAUCUAUAUUUUGUGAUGUUUGUUUUAUACUCUGAAUGUUUUUGUAUGGAAACAAAUGUUUGUUCUUUAUCAUCGUUUUUAGUAAAAAGUGACGUCUGA
Messenger RNA from Eleginops maclovinus (Patagonian blennie), 1751 nucleotides. It is a transcript of the gene rp2, whose product is annotated as RP2 activator of ARL3 GTPase. Lineage: Eukaryota; Metazoa; Chordata; Actinopteri; Perciformes; Eleginopidae. Bases 125 to 1246 code for a protein of 373 amino acids. Gene Ontology annotation, cellular component: cilium; periciliary membrane compartment. The transcript has 5 exons. Gene Ontology annotation, molecular function: GTPase activator activity. The record is from RefSeq and is a predicted model, not a curated record. Gene Ontology annotation, biological process: post-Golgi vesicle-mediated transport.